Molecule: messenger RNA, 2995 nt
Organism: Symsagittifera roscoffensis
Lineage: Eukaryota; Metazoa; Xenacoelomorpha; Acoela; Convolutidae
Exons: 15
Coding region: 81-2675 (864 amino acids)
Biological process (GO): protein O-linked glycosylation via N-acetylgalactosamine
Cellular component (GO): Golgi membrane
Molecular function (GO): beta-1,3-galactosyl-O-glycosyl-glycoprotein beta-1,3-N-acetylglucosaminyltransferase activity
Source: RefSeq, a predicted model, not a curated record
UAAUGGAGAUUAGUAACCGUCUAAACACGUCUUUACUUAGCUGACCAAAUGACCCAUUCGUGAACUGAAACACGAUCAGGAUGCUGAUUAAAUUCAGGCGCAAAUCCAUCUUCAUUCUUCUUUUUUUAAGUAUCUUUUUCUAUCUCUCAGUUAUUCUGCAAAAGAGAGUGGAUCGAACAACGACAGAUGAAACUAGCAAAGGAAGCUACGUGAGAGAUGGCAAGGGUUUCGUACAAUGUAAAGAAGUGGACCACAAUUGCUACAAGAACAGCCAAAUCAGUCUGGGAAUAGUGGGAGAGUUCGCAUCCAAGUCAGUGGUGCUGUGUUCAGAUGGUCACCACAUUGGAGAAGUUAGCAUCCCCAACCUCUCAACACUCUUACACGUGAUAGAAGUUCCAUCUGCAAAUCUAUUGACUCAUUCUUCCAAUGCGGACAAGGAAGAACAGAGUUUGAAUCUGAAGACAUUUAUAAAGAGCUAUGGGGCCGAUAAUUUGUUCAGGCUGUCUGAGUUCUUUGAAGAAGUUGAAGAAACUAGUUAUUUGGUUGUGCUGGCAUACACUGGAAUCGAGAUACCGGCUACGGAACUUAGUAAUGAAGUGGAUCGCAUAUUCUUAUCGCAAACAUUCUCGAAGCUCAAACCAGGCAAUCUUUUCUUCGGACUCUUCGACAAAUCAACCGAAACACUAGUCUACGAAACAUCAACCACAAUUCUAGACAAACUCCAGCGAACAUUCUGUCUCAAAAACAACACAUACUAUAGUCAUACACACAAGAGUAGAUCACCCACUGAUAAAUUAGACAAGCGAAGUGGAGUAUUAGCUGAAGAGGGAGCCAAAAAUGUGGCCAAAUGGAGUGGUAAAGAAUGCAAAGUUGAAGCUUCUCAAAAUCAGGUCGAGAAAGUGAUAACAUGUGAUGAAAGCAGUGUGCCUGUUCAUCUGUAUUCGACAUCCAAUGGCGACACUUUUCCUUCUUAUUGUGUAGAUGGGAACAAAAUAGAGUACAAAGGAGGUUCCAAGAAGAUCAGUAGAGGGCUUCAUUUGAUUGUGUUCACCAGUCAGUGGAAAUUCAAAAGUUACGAAGUGUAUGACACGUACGACAAGAAAGCGGACGCUGAAAACUUAUACAAAGCACUCAUGUCAUUGGAAUCGAAGAACAUCGUCAUGUUAGCUACCCAUGAUGAGGCAUCGAAUAAACUGAGUGACAAUGUCAAGGGCAUUUUGUUCAGAUUCGGAAGUGCCGCUGUGGCUAGAAUGAAGUAUCGACCAUCGUCUGACAAAAGAGAUAGCUGGGUCUUCAUUGGCCAAAAGGGCCUCAAAGGCAAAUCAGUGUUCGAACAACUAGUACCCAAAAAGGUAUCUGAAGACUAUCCCAGUCCCUCUGCUGCUAUCCAGUCAUGUGUUCCAAAAGUGAUUCCAGUGAAGGCGUGGAUAGACACUCUGAAUGACAACUUAGCCCUGUUCUGUGAGAAUCAAGUGAUGGGCUACGAGGAAGUAUGUGAGAGGAACAUCACAUUUCCUCCUGAAGCUAAGUCCAGUUUUGCACCUGACAACUGGGACGCCUUUAUGGAUACCAGUCCCCUCUUAGUCAUCCCUGAUCUGGCCUUGUAUGAGUCACAUGUAUCCCUCUUCAGAACACUGGAGUCAGUAGCCAAACAACCACAUCUCAGACCAGAAAUUGUGUUCGUGGCUCUGUGCAAAAACGAUUUCAUCCUCGAGUUCACCGAAAUAGUGGAGAUGUUCGGAUUCAAUGUGCUAAUUUUCGACUACCGCAAAACACAGUGCUUCGAAGUGCCCUACAGGGACGCUUUUAUUCGUGUAUUCGAAAACAAACAAGUGAAACAAGCAGUAAUAAUCGGAGCUGAAGUUCAAGUGGAACCAGAUUUUCUCCAUUUCAUAUUCGAAACAUCGCCUUUGCUGUACAGUCUGAAUACAGAUGUAAUCUCAAUUACAGCAUUUAACCCUAACUCGUUUGUCGGCACAAAUUUUCCUGGGAAUUCGUUGAUAAGGAUGGAAGAAUACCCAUUUUAUGGAUGGGUGCUGACUCGCGAAUUAUACGAUUCGUUGACGAAGACGAAGGAGAUUUUCAAGUCGUGCUGCUCUGGUCGCAAUUGGUACGAAGGAUGGGUCAAACCGAAAAGUGACGGGGUAAUUGUCGCACCUGGUGUAUCACGUGUGGCUUUGAAUAGAGUCCCGGACGCGUUUGAUUUGAGCACGAUCAAACAUAAACUUUUCGUGAACAAUCGGCAGAGCUCAUCAUUGCUAACAAACCCAUUCAGUAUCUCGUUUCCACUCGAAGGCGUCGCAACAAUUGAAGCAUACAAAUCCCAUCUUUCAUUUCUCUUUGCAAAUUGCGAUAGUUUCAAUGUCAAAUCACAAUCAAGUUUGGACAAUUUUAUCAACAAAUGGAACAGUACAAUUUCGCCAAAUCGAGUUAAAAGUUCUGUUGUUGAAGAUGGAUUAGUUCGUGCCAAAAAAUGCGCAACAGUCAAACUAAACGCAUUAAAAGAGCAAGGAAAGAAUGGAAUGGUGAUGAAAAAUUUGUUCACGUUUUUGCAAUUUGGGCAUACGGAGCCGUUUGGCUCUUAUGAAGGUGCAAUAGUUACGUACAAAGAGUCAAUACCGGUGCUAAUUUACGAAAACAAUUCAAAACUAGCUGCAUCUAUUAGUGUUGUAUAAUAGCUAAUUUUAUUUCUAAAAUUAUAAGCUCUAUUUAUUCGUCGCAUAAUAUGACGAGAUUUUGUGAUUUCAUCGUUUAUAGUUAUAUGGUUUUUAAAUGUAUUCGAUUAGAAUCGCUCAUCAUAGAUCACUCAAAUUUUUCUUAUUUUUCAAUUUUGUUCUAAAAUUUUUUCAUUGAGAAACAGGAGUUUUGUAGCAAAGUACCUGUCAGAAGUUGGAUCACUGAAAACUCUUGCGAUUUGGUAAAUUUGACAGAACUGAUUUUUCAGUAAUUUAAUUUUAUUUGUAUAAACAGGCAGUCUUUGUGUCCAGCAUCAGAA